UGUAGAGAUGUUUAUGUAAAGUUGUGAUAUUUGGACGUUUGUUUUGGUCGUUGUUUAUGCGUGUGUUGCAUCUGGCUUGGCGCUGCAAUCGACGAAGCAACUUCGUUUUUAGGUGCUGAACAAGCAAAAGAAGGCAUCUGAAGGCAACAAACAAACAGCUGAUGGCAAUUAUGGUGCGUAAUUUGUGUUUGCUUUAGUUUCUAUCGCAGCUGUGAUCGUGGGAGGAGGGCUGACAGGGAAGAUAUUGGGGCGAGCAGUGAAAGUGUAAACGUAAUGUUUGGAUUGUAAACUUGGACGAUCAACAAUCAACAUCUUCGUGAGUUUUCCUUUGUUGCCCGCUUGGCGAGCGUCUCUUUUUUCCUUUUGUUUCCGUUGAUUCGACAUGGAGAAGAACGACGGCGAGACGAUCGAGAGGCAAGGAAGCUAUUUGUUGCUGCGCCAUGCCAGUCAGAAUUCUUUGGAUGAGAGCAGCCAGAAGCAUAUUUCUAGGCCAUCUGGAAAGGAGAAGCCACCUUAUCAUAACUACAGUCACACUAUAAAAGCAUUCAAUGUUAUCAAUUUGAUGAGAAAACAGGUGCAACUUUGCGAUGUAACGUUAAUUGCGGAUGAUGUAGAGGUACCCGCUCAUAAAAUGGUGUUGGCUGCAUGUUCGCCUUACUUUUACGCGAUGUUCAACAGCUUUGAGGAGAGCAAACAAGACAAGAUCACGUUGCAAGGCGUCGACUCUCAGGCUUUGUCUCUCCUAAUUGAGUAUGUUUAUACCUCAGAGGUGCAGGUGACUGAGGAGAAUGUGCAGGUGCUGCUUCCGGCCGCAAAUCUGCUUCAACUGACUGACGUGCGAGACGCCUGCUGCGAAUUUCUGCAAUCCCAGUUGCAUCCCACAAACUGUUUGGGUAUUCGGGCCUUCGCGGAUCUUCACGGCUGCUUGGAGCUUUUAAGUCACGCUGAAUCUUACAUCGAACAACAUUUUCCAGAGGUUGUCGAAUGUGAGGAGUUUCUCACGCUAUCGCAACAGCAGGUGUGCAAAUUGAUUUGCAGCGAUCGUUUGACUGUUCCUUCAGAGGAAAGGGUUUUCGAAUGCGUUAUAGCUUGGGUCCAGCACGAUCUGGAUGCGAGAACCAACCAUCUCGCUUCUCUCAUGGAACAUGUGCGACUCCCACUGAUGUCGCAGGAGUAUUUAAUGCAGCGUGUUGAGGAGGAACCGCUGCUGAAGACAGAUUUAAAAUGCAAAGAUUUUUUGAUCGAAGCCCUAAAGUUUCACUUGCUCAAAGGUGACACUAAUAUUACGUUCAAAACGCCACGGACUAAGCCAAGGCAACCGGUUGGGUUACCAAAAGUGCUUCUGGUUGUGGGAGGGCAAGCGCCUAAAGCUAUUAGAAGCGUUGAAUGCUAUGAUUUUAAAGAGGACAGAUGGUAUCAAGUUGCGGAUAUGCCGACGAGACGUUGCAGAGCUGGCUUGGCUGUAUUAAAUGGGAAAGUCUAUGCUGUGGGUGGUUUCAAUGGAUCUUUGCGUGUUAGAACUGUGGACGUUUACGAUGCUGCUUUGGAUCAAUGGAAUACGUGCACGAGUAUGGAGGCGAGACGUUCUACGCUCGGCGUUGCCGUAUUAGGGAACUGUAUUUACGCUGUAGGAGGUUUUGAUGGGUCUACCGGUUUAAAUACCGCUGAAAUGUAUAAUCCGCAAUUGCAAAAGUGGAAAUCGAUUUCUCCUAUGUCGACUAGAAGAAGUAGUGUUGGAGUUGGGGUUGUGGAUGGUUUGCUUUACGCGGUCGGAGGUUAUGACGGCUUCACUAGGCAAUGCUUAAAUUCGGUCGAAUGUUAUAAUCCGGAAGCAAACAGUUGGAGUAACGUUCCCGACAUGUGCUUCCGAAGAAGCGGCGCCGGUGUUGGCGUUUUGGAAGGUAUACUUUAUGCAGUAGGUGGACACGACGGACCUUCGGUUCGGAAGUCCGUGGAGGCUUACGAUCCUGCAACAAGGAAAUGGUCCGAGAUUCCCGACAUGGCCUUCUGCAGACGUAACGCCGGCGUUAUAGCCAUGAACGGUCUUCUCUAUGUCGUGGGUGGCGAUAAUGGUAACUGCAAUUUGUCCAGCGUUGAGGUUUACAACCCGAAGACGGACACGUGGGCUAUCUUGACCAGCCUCAUGGAGAUCGGACGCAGUUACGCUGGUGUCGCGAUCAUAGACAAGCCCAUAUGAAGUUUGGCCAUUGCUGGCAAUGGGGUCACCACUGGCAGCAUUUUCAGGUAUGCAAAUUGUUCCGAUGAUAAUAGUAACGCCGAGGGGGCGGUCGGUUACGAUCCACAACCGUCGACAUCGAAGGAACAG
This is a messenger RNA of Nicrophorus vespilloides, 2326 nucleotides long. It is a transcript of the gene kel, whose product is annotated as ring canal kelch homolog. The record is from RefSeq and is a predicted model, not a curated record. Lineage: Eukaryota; Metazoa; Arthropoda; Insecta; Coleoptera; Silphidae. The transcript has 6 exons. Gene Ontology annotation, molecular function: protein binding. The coding region runs from base 383 to 2197 and encodes 604 amino acids.